CGCCGCGCGCAGGCGGGGGCGGCUGAGCUGCGCGCGUGCAGGUGGCGGCGGGGCGGGUUCAUCAGUCAUGGCACGAAGGGCCUUGAAACUUGCCUCAUUGGUGGCAGCCACUUCUGGCAUCUAUUUGUAUGGCAACAAGUUCGUGGAUCCCAAUGAUUUUGGAGUUGUUCGUGUGGGCCGAGCCAUUGCCACAACAGCAGUUAUCACCUAUGACUACCUCACCUCUCUGCGGAGUGUCCCGUACGGAUCAGAGGAGUAUGACUUCCUCAAAUCGCAGGUGCACCUGCGCUCUGCUGAGCGCCUCCGGGAACUGUGCUGCGCCAACAGAGGCACCUUCAUCAAGGUGGGACAGCACCUGGGAGCCCUUGACUAUCUGCUGCCUGAGGAGUACACUCGCACCCUCAAAGUGCUGCAUAGCCAGGCCCCACAGAGCACCAGGGAGGAGAUUGAGCAAGUCAUCCGUGAGGAUCUGGGCAAAGAGAUAAAAGAGCUCUUUGUGAGUUUUGAGGACACUCCCUUGGGAGCAGCAUCUCUAGCCCAGGUGCACAAGGCAGUGCUGCAGGAUGGGAGAACGGUGGCAGUGAAAAUCCAGCACCCAAAGGUCCAAGCUCAGAGCUCCAAGGAUAUUUUGCUCAUGGAGGUUCUGCUCAUGGUAGUGAAGCAGAUCUUUCCAGACUUUGAGUUUAUGUGGUUGGUGGAAGAAGCUAAGAAGAAUCUGCCCUUGGAGCUGGAUUUCCUCAAUGAAGGCAGAAAUGCUGAAAAGGUUGCUCAUAUGCUCAAGAACUUUGACUUCCUGAAGGUCCCCAGGAUCUACUGGGAGCUCUCAACAAGGCGUGUCCUUCUCAUGGAGUUUAUGGAAGGGGGACAGGUGAACGACAAGGCCUACAUGGAGAGGAAUGGAAUCAAUGUUAAUGAGAUCUCUCGCAACCUGGGGAAACUCUACAGCGAAAUGAUUUUUGUUAAUGGCUUUGUGCACUGUGACCCACACCCAGGCAACGUGCUAGUGAAGAAAUGCCCAGCUUCUGGAAAGGCUCACAUUAUUCUCCUAGACCACGGGCUCUACCAGGUGCUGAGCGAGUCAUUCCGCAUGGACUACUGCCGCCUUUGGCAGGCCCUCAUCAAGGCCGACAUGAAGAGGGUGCAGAAGUACAGCCGGCGGCUCGGGGCAGGGGAUUUGUACCCUCUCUUUGCCUGCAUGCUGACUGCCAGAUCCUGGGAGUCUGUCAACAGGGGCAUUGACCGAUCACCAGUCUCAGCCAGCGAGGAUGUGGAGAUCCGGUCCAACGCUGCUGCUUACCUACCCCAGAUCACCCAGCUCCUCAACAAUGUCCCCCGCCAGAUGCUGCUGCUCCUGAAGACCAAUGACCUGUUAAGGGGGAUUGAGUCAGCCCUGCACACACGGGCCAGUGCCAGCUCCUUUCUCAACAUGUCCCGAUGCUGCAUCAGAGCCGUUUCCACGUACCAGAGGAGCAAGAGUCACUCGCUUUACAGGAGGGCCCAGAUCUCAUUCACAGAAGCCUUGAACCUGUGGCAGAUCAACUUGUAUGAACUCUUCCUGUGGCUGAAGGGGUCCCAGCUGGGGAACUGGGUCAUUGCUCUCCUGAGCUGGAUGCACCAUUUCACAUACUGACAUGAACUGGUGGGAGUGGCCUGGAUGAUCCCUCCCUUCUGCUCUCCAUGGCACAUUUGCCUUUCUGACUCUUUCUGUCUAUUAUGUGGGCUAAUUUUGGGUCUUGUUCCACAUUACAUGCUGCACUGUCCUUGCCUGUUACAGCAUUAGUUUCCUCUGUGGCACUGAGAGGUAAAUUUGGUAUGAGAUCUCUGCUGUUUCAUGGUUUAUGAAAAGGAGGUGCAGGAUACCAUGUGUGUCAGGUAGGGCAGGGUACUGUCUUUCCCCAUCUGAGAAGGGGAAAUUCCACUCAGAUUCCAGUGUGACUGCACUGAAAGCAAAACAUGUCCUUGGCACUUUCUUAAACAAUCUUACAGAAUUCAAGAGAAUCCCAACCCUGCCUAGAAUGCCCCAAAACAUUUGUGAGACCCUCAGAGAGAGGUGGUAAGUCCCUUUAAAAUCCAAUAGGGUUUAUAUUAGUUUUUGCAAUCUCCUUAGUCUGAUUUUUGUUCAGGUGUGCAGAGAGUUUCUCAGUGGAGUGAGACCUUGUGGAGAGCUGGCACUAGGGCUUCCUUUUCCAGCACUAGGGAAAGGGAAGCCUUAGGGUGAGAGUGGUGGACUGGGAUUUUGGGUUUCUGAGGUUUAUCCCCAGUCCUGUCAGCCUCUUAUUUUUCAACUUUUCUUGACCUGUUCCCCUUGGAGGUCAAAUGGGGGAAGUGGACAGGGGUCCUGCCUCUUUUCUAGAAGUCAGGGAAAGAGGAAUGACAACUCAGGGCUCUGAAACUGCUGGUAAUGUAUGCGUACUGUACAGUACUGCUGCACAGCAAAAUAAAUGUGUUGUGUCAAAGACUUUUGGGGGAGGAAUGCUUGGCUGUGAA
Apus apus (common swift) is the source of this 2487-nucleotide messenger RNA. It is a transcript of the gene ADCK1, whose product is annotated as aarF domain containing kinase 1. Gene Ontology annotation, molecular function: ATP binding; protein kinase activity. NCBI's taxonomy places the organism in Eukaryota, Metazoa, Chordata, Aves, Apodiformes, Apodidae. The coding region runs from base 68 to 1630 and encodes 520 amino acids. Gene Ontology annotation, biological process: mitochondrion organization; lipid homeostasis; protein phosphorylation. Gene Ontology annotation, cellular component: mitochondrial inner membrane. The transcript is spliced from 11 exons. The record is from RefSeq and is a predicted model, not a curated record.